GUAACCAGGUUUGUUUUCAGGUUUUCCUCUUUAAAAUUCUCAGUCAGAUGAGUCUUAAAAAACACACCGGCAGCAUGGAGCUGGGGGAGUGCACCAGAAACCCGGGCUAUCGGGAUGCGGACGAUGCCGGGUCAGCGGACGAAAGCAUCAGCGCCCAGCCCAGGGAGAAGCGGGACUCCACCGCGGUGAAGCUGGAGUCGGACGAGGCUGAGGAGUACACGCAGAUCAAACCGUACGCCGGGAUGCCCAAAGAAGUGCUGCUGCUGUACUCCUCUCAGGCCCGGUACCGAGUGCCCCGAGAGAUCCUGUUCUGGCUGACGGUGGCCUGCACGCUGGCGCUGGUGGCGCUCACCAUCACGGUGAUCGCUCUGUCGCCGCGGUGCCUGAGCUGGUGGCAGGUCUCCCCGGUGUACCAGAUCUACCCCCGGUCAUUCAAAGACUCGGACGGUGAUGGGGUCGGAGACCUUAAAGGAAUCCAGGAACAGUUGGACCACUUCCUGUACCUGAACAUCAAGUCAGUCUGGAUCAGUCCGUUCUACCGUUCUCCCAUGAGAGACUUUGGGUAUGAUGUGGAAGAUUUCCGGGCCAUUGACCCCCUCUUUGGAACCAUGCAGGACUUUGACGAGCUCCUGGCUGAAAUGCACAACAAAGGUUUGAAGCUGAUCAUGGAUUUCAUUCCCAAUCACACCAGUGACCGACAUCGCUGGUUUAACCUGAGUCGGACGAGAGACCCUCACUACGAGGAUUACUACGUCUGGGCUGACUGCAAUGCAACUUCACCAAAACCUAAUAACUGGGUGAGUGUGUUUGGAAACUCGUCAUGGACUUACGAUGAAGUUAGAGGACAGUGCUACCUGCACCAGUUCCUCAAGGAGCAACCAGAUCUGAACUUCAGAAACCCACAUGUUCGCCAAGAGAUAAUCGGUAUUAUUCAUUUCUGGCUGGGCAAAGGAGUGGAUGGGUUCCGGAUGGAUGCAGUGAAGUACAUCCUGGAGGCUGAACACUUGAGGGAUGAACCUCAGGUGUAUCCAGAACGACCACCAGAGUCUGUAACUACAGAGUGGGACCUCUACCAUGACUACACCACUAGUCAGCUGGGGUUGCAUGACCUGCUGAGGAGCUGGAGGGCAGAGAUGGACAUCUACAGCCGUGAGCCUGGCAGAUACAGGUUCAUGGUGACGGAGUCAUAUGAUUACGAAGAGGUGUACAAGACCAUGAUGUACUAUGGCACCCCGCUGGUUAGAGAAGGUGACUUCCCCUUUAACUUCUACCUGCUGGACCUGCCUUACAACACCAGUGGCUUGUGGACUCAACAUCUGGUCCACCUCUGGAUGGCCAACAUGCCCGAGGGAAAAUGGCCCAACUGGGUGGUUGGAAACCAUGACAGGUCUCGAAUUGCCUCCAGUGCUGGUGAGAUCUACACUCGUGUCAUCAACAUGCUGCUGCUGACCCUUCCGGGAACCCCCAACACCUACUAUGGAGAGGAGAUCGGCAUGGGGAACAUUAAUAUCACAGCUGAUCAGAUACAGGACCCGGCUGGCAGAUACAAUAUAAGUGCCAGUCGGGACCCUCAGCGAUCUCCAAUGCAGUGGAAUAGUAACAUGAAUGCAGGCUUUAACAACAAAACCAACAUCACCUGGUUGCCUGUACACCCUGACUACAGAAGAGUCAAUGUGGAGGUCCAGAAGAAAGAUGACGGUUCUGUUCUGGCUCAGUACCGUUUCCUGAACACCCUGCGUCAGUCAGAGCUACCACUUCAACGUGGGUGGUUCUGCUACGUCCACGCUGAUGCCAAUAUCUUCUCUUACCUCAGAGAGCUUGACGGUCUUGACCGAGCUUUUCUCAUGGUGCUCAACUUUGGCAAAGAAUCUGCCAUCACAGAUCUGUCCUAUGUUCGUGAGUUACCAGACCAGCUGAAGGUUCUGAUGAGCACAAACCAAGUCAACAGUGGCAAGGUGUUUGAAAAGUCUCGUAUCAUGACAGAAGCAGGAGAGGGUUUGGUGAUUCAGUACUCCACACACACUCGGUUUAAUCCCAACCACCCCAGACAAUGCUAUGUCUCUGAGAAGGCCUGCUAUCUGGGGGCCGUGGGCAUACUCUAUAAAUGCUAA
This is a messenger RNA of Toxotes jaculatrix (banded archerfish), 2111 nucleotides long. RefSeq names its product solute carrier family 3 member 1 (gene slc3a1). The transcript is spliced from 10 exons. Bases 48 to 2111 code for a protein of 687 amino acids. The record is from RefSeq and is a predicted model, not a curated record. Gene Ontology annotation, biological process: amino acid transport; carbohydrate metabolic process. NCBI's taxonomy places the organism in Eukaryota, Metazoa, Chordata, Actinopteri, Toxotidae.